UGCACUUAAACAAAAUUUCCUAUACUUACGUUUUCGUUUACUUUCUUGCAAAAAUUGUUAGAUAGAUUAAAACUAAUUCUCAAUUAGUCAUUUUAACAAUGUUUAACGCUAUUAAAUUCAAAAAAUUUUAUUUUUUAUUUUCGAUUUAUUCUUUUACGUAGAAUCAUCUCUUCUCCGAUCGUACUGUCGAUUUUCUGUAAAAUCGAAUAUUACAGAAAAUAUUUUCGAUCCUUUUCUAUAUGGAACCUUGCGUAAAUAAAUAUUUUAAUUGAAAUGCAUUUUGAUGGUCUUUACGAUAUCACUUUCAAAUAUCGAAUCAGUAAUAAUUUACGUUUAAUUAAGGUAAUAAAAUGUUAUUACAUUGUGAUUUGGAUGUUGAGAAAAAAAUGAGGUGCUAGAUAGGCGAUGGUCAGAUAUGAAAUAUUUGCUUCUGUCGUAUUGAUUUCAUUUGGAAUAACAUUAUAACUGACUCGCUAACGUAUCCAGUAAUUUGUAGUUAGCGAGCAGAAUGAUUAUUUCCAUUGAGGUCUUCGCAAUUUCAGUUAAGUUAUUCAAAGUUUGUAAAAAUUAUUUAAAUGAUUGUAUCAAUCAUGAUACGAAGUAUCAUGUCGAUCAUUAUACGAAAUAGAAGUGAUCGAUUCGAUCUGUGAAGCCCUCUUCCUUUACAAGGAACGUGUUGGCGACGCAUGAGUGAGUGGUAAGUACGGAGGGUGCUCAAAAAAAAAAAAAAAAAAAGAAAAAAAAACCGAAUCAGCUCUCUCUACACUCGACUCACGCCGUUUAUUCUUUACUUUAUCUUAUGCCAAAUUACCAAUGUUCCGAUCGUCGAGUACAUAUAUAGACAUUUCGCAAAUGUUCUUUAUAUAUACGUGUACAGAAAUAGAUUUCAGUGAUUCGACAAGUAUAAGUAUUAUCAUAGUUGUGUUUCGUUCCAAACGAUAGACUUUACGAUCGGAUAACACUCGAAUCGAUUCAUCGGAAAGAUUCCUAUUUCUCCUCUCUUUCUUUCUUCCACAUUAUUAUUAUUAGUACUAUUAUCAUUUUCUUUUUUUUUUUUUUAUCAUUUUAUUAUUUCUUCAGGGUGUCUAUUGAUAGGAAAAACGAAACCAUGUUUUCUACGCAAAACUAUCUCACAGUAGACAUACAUAUAUACACAUAUAUAUACUUAAGUUAAUACAUCGAAAUCUUUAUAACAACAAAUCACUUGCGAUAAAUUACGAGACGAAAAGAAAAACUACGAUAUUUUUUGGAAUUAAUUUAGUAUCGUAGGUUGACGGUGAUUGGAUCUUUAUCCACGGUGGUUUUAAUCGCCAAAGCUUGAACUUUUCAUACGUUUCAUGCUUUCAGAGAAACGGAAAUCGGGCACGUAAACUUAUUGCGAAAGUGUGGCGAAGACGGUGCAAGAGGAGGCUGCAAACUAUAGCCAUGAGAGAGAUAUUGUCUCCUUACUGUAUGUUGACGUUAAUAGAGAUUAUAUAAAUUAUUGUAUAAAAUUGAUUGUAACUCAGCUGGUGUGACUGUGAAAAUACGAAUUCGCCUAAAUUUCUUUUUUUCACUUCCUGAAGGUUCACCACCUCAGUAGGCACCCUGUUUGUCUAUUCUUUCUCUCGACUUCUAUCGUUACUUCUAACGAGAAAAAAAUUAUGAAACAGCAUUACCGCGCCCGUACAACACGUGUACGUACCUAAAUGAACUACGUAUCGUUAUGAAUAUACUUCAUUUUCAGGGGUUGUCUUUCCGAAUCGUGUCUUUCCGCUCUGCUGUCGUUUCAUCGGAAUCAGAGGUGAUUCGUGCAACCGUGUCUACUUUUCACUAUUUAAGGCUGAUAGAAUUCACUGUUGACACUGGAAAACAUUCGGUCAGCCUCGAGAAGUCGCUUCUCGUCACUCGGGGCUAUGUGUAUUUAACUUUAUACGCGCAUAGACAUUGUUUCUCGACUGCGCGCUUUCCUUUCGUUCUGAUUCUCGCGAGAUUCGGCAGGACAAUCUGACGACAGAAUUGGACAUGUAGAAGUUCUGUUAUUUAUUGAGUGUCACAUUAUCAACUUGUUCCGAAUAAAGACGUUCUGUGGAAAGUUCGAAAGAUUAGGCAUAGUCUGUCGUUCUGGGAACUAUCUCCUCUUUUUAACUUUUAACUAGAGCGGAAGGUAAUACAUAUGUACAUUAUUCCUUUCAAUGAACAUGAUUUUUAUAUUAUCGUGCUACGUGUACGGUACUGAAUGAAACUGUUCAGUGUAGUUGAUUUUGUUCUUUUCUUUUCUUUCUUUUUUAUUGUUCCAGUUGAAAAUGAUAGAGAAAGCACAUUAAUAAAUUUUGUCCCAGAAUGGCGGGCGACAGCCACAUAUUGUUUCAACCAAUCACAGCUCUGACCGCUGUUGGACCUUAUCGGUCCCUUGCCUGAAGGCAGGCGAUUGUUUGGACCUACCGUCCUGAAGUCGAGGUACUUGUUUUAUUCCCAACUAUAUAUUAAUUACACUUUCGAAAUACAUGUUCGCGUAUGUUUUUCAAUAUUUUGCCGUUCGAGUCGUUAGUUAUAAUGCCAUACGCGUUACGCGGAUCGUGUCGUUCUAAAUCUGAACUUGAUCGAGAGUAACGUUCGAUUUGUAAUAGUAAUUAGAGAUAAAAUAGAUUGGGAACUAUGAAUCAUGACCUUGGCUGCGUGGACGCGUGGCUGGACCGAGAAACAAUAUCAAUCGUAAUGGAUAAUGAGUCGUGGGUAAAUCGUGUUAACUGACUCGAUCGUUCGAAAUGUUGGAACGAGAAAAUUCUCGUGUUUAUUAAGAUCACUUUCUCUUUGGUGAUUCUCGUUUUGUUUUAUUUACUUCUGUUGUUUUUAUUACUAUUACUAUCGCUACUACUAUCACUAUUACUAUUACUAUUACUAUCACUAUCACUAUCGCUAUUUUUUCAAUAUUUAUUAAUUUUGUCAAGUUGCUUUUAGGAUUGUACCGAUCUGUUACAUUCGUAAUGUAAUAAUUUGAUAUAGUACAUGCUGGGACGUUCCAAAUAUUGUUCGAAACGGUAUAAAAGUCAAUCAGUCUGUCUUUUUUCUCGUUCGACAGUUCGAUCGUUCGUAGAAUGCUUAGCUGGCUCUGUGUGUAUCGAUACAUCUGUAUCUUACGUUGCGCAAGAACCCUUCAUUAUCCUGUUCCUUUUUACGCUAAUAAUGUCUUUCCACUUGGUGACAGCGGAUGCACGAUUCGCUCGUGGGGAUCGCUUUGCUCGAAGAAACCGGUAACACGGUGGCUCUUUGUCAUUCUAAUCUCUUUAUAGAGCGGCUCGAAGCAUCGGAAAUUAAGUGCUACCUUUAAAACGAUAUUAGAAUUACCGAUUUUUCACUUCAUCACGAUACAAUUUUCUUAUAUUUUCCUGUGUGUAAUAUUAUUUAUCGUUUUUUUUUCCUCACUUUGUCUUUUCAUUAAGUAGACUAUCGUAUUGUUUGAUUUGAUGGACACAGGUGACAACAGCGUAUUGAUCUUUCUUAUACGCGAAUACGAAAUUCAGUUGAAUCGUAAUUCGAUAAGGGAUUAGAUUAAAUCUGCGAUUCAGUUAAUUCAGUUCUUCCAAUGUCUUUAUUAAAUAUUCUGUCUGUCUUUAUUAAAAUUUACUUUGAAAUUUGUUCAUCACUGUACGAUUUGUACGACACGCAAAACGUGUCGAGAUCGAAUUUUAGGUUGCACUUUAUUCCUGCACGGACCGCUUACAGAAAUUAGCAGUAGUCUCUACUCUUCUACAGCAUUGUUGUUUUCAGCUGACUGCGCCUGAGUAGAAUGGACAAUUAUUGUCGAAGGAAAAAAUAGAGAGGAAUAGGUGAUACGUACACCUGUAUCUCGUUAAAACAAUCAAUAAAUGAUAAUUGUUUGAUAGCACAGUGAUCGCACGGUAUCACGACUCAGAUCAUCGUACUUUUCGUACUGUUCGUUGAGGAAACAAACUUUCUAAAUUGUUUUUAGAAUUAUUAUGUCAGUUUCAAUUGUCUUUCACAUGUAUAAUGAUACACCGAGACGGAGCAAGAAGUCGAUGAUCUUAAUCGCGUUAACGUGUUCUUUUUCUUUUACGAUACUCGAGUAACCAAUGUCUUACCUUAAAGGGUUGCAGCUUCAAACAAUCAAAAUCACUUUUUUUUCUUUUUCUUUUAUGAAAUAAUAGUCGCCGAGCACUGCUGUGCACACAUACAUAUACUCGUAUGGAUAUAUUUGCAUUGUGCAAGCAAACCAGCGGGUAAAUCAGCACACCGGGGGUAUUCUAUGAAUAUGGAAGUCAACGGCAAAGGAAAACGAGUAGUUGUUAGUUCAAAGAACUUGAACUUUUCAGCCUUAACUUACUAUUCUAAGCACUUGAUGUUCUAUUUAUAUUUUGCUGAAAAUCUUGUCCAACUAUCUUCGUCGCUAUUUUGCAUAUAUGUAAGUUUCAGUAAAAUUUGCGAGUUCUUUUGGACAGAAAAGUAAUCGAAGUUGACAGUAUUAUGAACCCUCGAGAGCUCUUCUUCUUCUGGUUUUGGAACAUAAAAAUAAUUAGUAAUUAAGAUAAAAAAUGACAAAUAUAACGAAAGAAAAAAAAAAACGAUUGCAAGAGAUCAGAAGAAUGGUAUUGAAAAAUUAUUGUCAUUGCUGGCAUUAAAAGGGCAUAAUGCAUAUUUGGUGUUGUCAUGUAAAACCAUGUACGUUGCAAGUGAUCGCGAAAGUGAAAGCAAACUGUAUAAUAUAGUGUAUCCAAUCGACCUCGAAAUCGCGCAACAGUUCGUUCAACACGAUGCCUAGUCAAACCUGUUAAGAGGAAUCGAGCACCGGCAUUAGAGAGCGAGUGCAUUAUUUCAAAGGCUAUAAAAAUGAAUGUUGCAGCAGCCACGGUUGCAACUACAAUGAAUUCUUUAAUCACCGAAAUUUUUACCAAUUUUUAUCACAUGAACGCUGCGGCGGCAAAGGAGCAAUUUAAUUAUAGAAACAGGAAAUCAUAAUGCAAGCCAAAUCGAUUAUACCGUUUUUCUACGUUCUACUCCAAUGUCACUUCUGGAUGAUGGUUAUUGCCAGUGAUAAACUUGAUGUAGUCUAUCACUGGAAACAGCUUGAAUACGAAUGGCCAAGUAACGAUACCGAGCUUCUCUUCCCAGGAUACAAACAAGAGGAUAAUCUUCCCCUUGGCCUUGAAAUCACAAGUACCAGAAUCUUCGUCACCGUGCCGAGAUGGAGGCGUGGUGUCGUUGCUAGUUUGAAUUACUUUUACAGAAAUGAUACACGUAGGUCGCCCAAUUUAAUACCGUAUCCUUCUUGGGAGGCACAUCAAUACGAAGCUGGAAGUGUGCCAGAGAUCAUUUCAACGUUUCGAAUUCGUGCAGAUCGCUGCGAAAGACUCUGGGUUCUUGAUACAGGAUUCACCGAUAUUUUGGAUAGUCCAGAGCAGCAAGCACCACCAGCAUUACUCAUCUACGAUCUAAGGGACGAUCGAUUGCUACGAAAAUUCGUUAUUCCCGAAGAUCAAAGAACACCCGAUUCUCUUUUUGCAAAUAUCGCGGUUGAAGAUUAUUCUUGCGAAGAUACGUUUGCUUAUCUGGCUGACUUGGGUGGUCCUGGCCUCGUAGUUUACUCGUGGAAGUCGGAAAAAUCGUGGCUCGUUAAACAUCAUUUCUUUCAACCCGAUCCUCAAGCUGAAGAAUUCAAUGUAUCGGGAAUUUCAUUUCAAUGGACUGAUGGUCUCUUCGGUAUGGGUCUUGCAUCAACUAACGAUGGCUAUAGUAUAAUGUAUUUCCAUCCACUUUCCAGCACCAUGGAAUAUUCAGUUAGUACUAAAUUAUUGAGAGAUCCUGAACGCGCCACUUCUUUAGAUAAUUUUCAUGAAUUUCAUGCUCUCGGAUCUCGUGGACGCAAUGGUCAAAGUAGCGUGAGCUUUUUAGAUCCAAACACUGGAGUUCUUUUUUAUGCAUUAGCUAGUUUGAACGCUAUUGCAUGCUGGAAACCUCGAAAUAUGUUCAAGAUCGAGCAACAAGAUUUUAUUUAUGUAGAUAAUGUUACAAUGGUUUUUCCUAACGAUUUAAAGAUCGAUCAAAAUGGCAACAUUUGGAUACUCUCGGAUCGUUUGCCUGCUUUUAUGUACUCUCGCUUGGACCCUGAAGAUUAUAAUUUCCGAAUUUUUAUGGGUUCGGCUAAAAAGGCUAUAAAAGGCACCGUUUGCUCGAUGAAUUCAUCUUCAAUUUCAAACAGUCCGUACGAUUCUAUGAUAGAACAGAAGAACGUUCAUCCUAAACGUCUAAAAACAGUUCAGAAUUCCGGUUAUGUUUAUAAUUCUGGACUGAUUUCCAUAUUGAUUACUGUCAUAACACUUUUCGUGAGAACAUUUAUCUGAAAAGUCUUUCAUUUUUAAUUAAGGCUAUAACAAUUUAUUGAGUUUCUCAAAACAUCGAGAAUUCGAAUUUCAAAGAAUGUCGAUGUUUUUAUAUGAAUAGGGAACAAUUGAAAUGAGAUGUUUAGGUAACUAAUUAGACAAUAAAUAUGAGAAUGUUACUCUUAGUUUUCUAUGAAUUAUGAUAUAAUCGAUUACUUCGAACGUUAAAAAAGCUGUUAUUUAUAAUUAAUUAUUCUCAAUUUUUAAAUUUAAAGCUGUUAUUUAAACAACUAAAUUUGUCUGAAUUAUACAUGACUAUUUGAAAGAAGUAAUACCGGUUAGAUUUUGUUUAAUCAAUGAUUUUUACAAGUACUUAAAAAGAGAAGUUUGUCAAGUACUAGGACUGAUCACAUAGUAUUAUUAGUUAUAUUAUAUAUGUUCUCAAAAAUAAUUACUAGUAUCAAACAAAUUUUUCAAAUAUUAUGGAGAAACUAAUAUUUAAUUCGAGCAACGCGACUUUAUGGAAUUAUUGAACUAUAUUGGAACUAUAUUAGAAG
Molecule: messenger RNA, 6874 nt
Organism: Frieseomelitta varia
Lineage: Eukaryota; Metazoa; Arthropoda; Insecta; Hymenoptera; Apidae
Gene: yellow-b
Product: protein yellow-like
Exons: 8
Coding region: 4956-6338 (460 amino acids)
Cellular component (GO): extracellular region
Source: RefSeq, a predicted model, not a curated record